CCCAGCAGCCCGGAUGUAGCGCGCAGUCUCCAGCAUCAAUCCCGUAGAAUAACAUGGCACCGACAACCACAUAACACCGUUUCCCCUCCGCAGCGUUCCCGCAGGAGCGGAGCGCACCGCUGACAGGAAUGUGACGCGCUUCCCGCCGCAGCAGGAUGUUUGGGAAGAAGAAAAAGCGUCUGGAGAUCUCGGCUCCGUCUAACUUCGAGCACCGCGUCCACACCGGCUUCGACCCGCAGCAGCAGAAGUUCACCGGCCUGCCGCAGCAAUGGCAGAGUCUGCUGGCCGACACGGCCAACCGGCCCAAGCCCAUGGUGGACCCCUCCUACAUCACGCCCAUGAAGAUAUCUCCCAAGAAAGUCCGGUUGGCUGAAUCGCCGUUGCGAAAAACUGAUGAAGACCUGAGAAGACAUCUUCUAAUGCUCCUGGAAUAA
Sinocyclocheilus rhinocerous is the source of this 434-nucleotide messenger RNA. RefSeq names its product serine/threonine-protein kinase PAK 7-like. Lineage: Eukaryota; Metazoa; Chordata; Actinopteri; Cypriniformes; Cyprinidae. The record is from RefSeq and is a predicted model, not a curated record. Gene Ontology annotation, molecular function: protein serine/threonine kinase activity. Bases 156 to 434 code for a protein of 92 amino acids. The transcript is spliced from 4 exons.